AUGAGUGAAGGCAGAACAGCCGGCAGAGAGGCAGACAGAGAGGCAGGCAGAAAGGAAGAUGGAAAGCAAGGCGGAGGGCAAGACGGAAAGCAUGACGGAAAGCAAGGUUUUCCCGGCUCCGGACAUGUUGCAAAGCAGCUUCACAAAAAGUGGCAGAACCUCGCCGCUAGGCUUUUCCUGCUCGAGUCGAGCGACUUGACCGUGGUCCAAUAUUGGAAUCUGACAAGGAAUAUGCAGAUGCAGUUUCCCGUCUGCGCCCUCGAGACUGCCCAGAGGCGCAGAGCCUCCGAGGGCGAGUUCGACCAGCUCGCCCUCAAGGUCAGCAGGGACCUCAACAUCGUCAAAGAAACCAUCAUGACGCGAACCGAUGGCCAUGAGGCGGAUGCGAUCCGUGCUGGCGAGAAAGAGUCUGUCGAUUGGCUGGUCGACGGCGUUGAACUGGCGACCGUUAAUGGCGAAUUGCCACGGGCCGGAUAG
Messenger RNA from Drechmeria coniospora, 477 nucleotides. RefSeq lists its product as uncharacterized. The transcript has a single exon. The record is from RefSeq and is a predicted model, not a curated record. NCBI's taxonomy places the organism in Eukaryota, Fungi, Ascomycota, Sordariomycetes, Hypocreales, Ophiocordycipitaceae. The coding region runs from base 1 to 477 and encodes 158 amino acids.